GGUUUGUUCAAAAAUCUUUCUAAAUUUUUCUCUUUUUUGGUCAAUUAUUCACUGAUUUUGGCAUACAUAUUCAUUUGAACCGAGCCAAAGGCUAGUAAGUACACCACCAUCAACCACUAAAGACGAAACAACCAGUGAAGAUGGAGGCAAACAAAAGCAAAAGUCUAAGGAUAACUCCAAACUUUAAACGUUACUUUAAUGAACAAAGGAAUGUGAUGAAAUCAAAGUUUCCAUUUUUAACAGACAGCCAAAGGAAGAAACGAAUAUCAGAGCAAUGGAACUCUAUGUCCAUGGAGAUGAAACUCAACUACUCGGAUAGACCAGUUUGCAGAACUCCAGCCAGGCGAGCGCUGACAGAGAAGUUUUCCUCAAAGUUUUCUCAUGACAGCAAGUUCUUCAAUAAACAAUCAAAAACUGACAUUGGAUUACCCUGUAGUACUAAAAUAGCUGGCUCACCCUGUACUAAGAUGGGCUCACCCUGUACUUUCAGUAUCUCAAAGAAUCAGAAGGUUAAAGCCAGUGAACCAAUUAUAGUUUCUCGAGGUCUGUUUGUAGAGCCUUACUUCAAAUCUAAGAAAGAGACAUCGGUGAAUAAAUCAAACUAUACAGUCUUCAGUCAGAAGAAACAAAACACAAGUCAGAAUAAUAAGGACAACCUUGGAACAGAUGUUAAACUCCCUAAAACCAUUAUAAAAGAAAAUUCAAGUAAGGACAAUGCAUCAUCUGAACCAAACAUAAUUCUCCCAUUGAAACAACACUCAAGAUAUGAUGAAAAUGGAAAUAUGAUUGAUGGUGAGUUUGGAUUUGAUACUGCUGGAAUUGAGACAUUUGAAAAUAGAAUCAAAGAUGUCAACAAUAACAUGAAAGAUGUCAAGGAGCAAAGUGAACUAAACAUGAGUGUUGUUCCCUCCAAUGAAUCUGAAAUGGCCACUCAAAAACAAAAAAUGGAAAACCAUGAUACUAGUCAAAAUGGAAACAUGGUCAGUGAAACAGCCUCACCAAUCAAGACUAACGAUGUCAACAACAACACAAGUGACUCAAAUAUUAAAACAAAAUGUGAUGUCCUAGAUGGUUCAAACAGUACUGACUAUCCUAAUUGUGUGACCCACAAAAUGAAUGGAAACAUGAAUAGUAGAUCUGAAUCAACCAAUGACACUGUAGACAAUAUCAAAGGUGCUGACAAAGCCAAACUUGCAAGUAACACAGAAACUGUGGACAAUAUUGAUGAUGAUUUUGAAACAACACCCAGUGUCAAACUGACCAAAUCCCAGGGUGCUGAUAUAGUAAAGCUUUCAAGUGAUGGACCAAAUACCAAAGGGGCUGUUGAUAAAGCAAAGCUUAUGAAUAAUACAACAAACAAUACCAAAGAUGCCAAAAAUAGUGCAACUGACAAUGCUCAAGGUGGUGAUAAAACUAAACAAACGAAUAACACAAGUGAAGAAGAUUCCGAAUCUAGCUCCAGUAGCCAGGAGAUUUCAUUUAAAACAGAUCAGAACAGUAAGACGUACAAUGAUGGAGGCUCCCAACAUAGACAUAUACAAGACUAUACCGCCCCAGAGGUCCUCCACACUGAGUAUCAGUCACAUGCUUCAUUAGUAAGCAUCCUAAAACGGUCAGUCAACACGUCUAAGACGAGGAAGUCUAAACCAAUGAAGAAGAAAGUAACAUUUCCUGAUCUUCCCAUCCUCUCCCCAUCAAGGGACAUUACAACCAGGUCCCCUCCCCUAACUGAGCCUUGCAGACGUAAAGUCCCUGUCACCCCUAUACUUGGUAUCCUUAACACAGCAAGUCUCAACUCCCCAAUGUAUCGAAGCCCUAUGUGCAAAACAAGAGCAAAGACAAAAGCCCUCGCUGGGUUCAAUGGAACCUGGGGAAGAGCUAGUACCCCAAUGAUUAUUGAUACACUUGACCUUGAAAAAGUAAAGUUGUUGAGAAAGUCCCCAAAAAGGAAAGUGAUUGAAACAAUCCCUGAAGAAUAUGAGGAGGAUCCUAUACCUUCUAAGAGUACAAAGCUUGAGGCUGGUAAUACCAAGGAACCAACCAUAGCUAAAAUUAAGAAACCCGCUAUAGUUAAUAUAAAUAAUACAUCACAUGGUAUUACCAGGAUAACAAGGAGUAAACGCCAAGCCAUGACUGAAAAUCCUUAUCCCAGUAAAAAAAAUCACACCCGUGAGAACAAAUCAAUUUCUUCUACAAAUAAUCAUGAAGGAAUCAGCAUAAAUAAAAGUAAUGCCCCAAGCCCAGAGAAAGAAAAUCUUAACAUCACACCCAUUGAUAUCAAAGAGGUGACAACAUCUACUAAGCAAUUUCUAGAUACCAGUGGGAACAUAAGUUCUGAAACAGAAUCAGCUAGAAAAAUCAAGGGAAUUGAAAAUGAUGAGGUGAACGCUGCCAAAGAAAUUAAUAUCAUAGAUAUUGGGACUCCAACAAGGGGAAUUAGAAGGAAUGUAAGAAAGAGUCCACACAUUAAGUAUGUUGAACCAGAGUAUGACAGUGAAGAACUUGAAGACAUUGAGACAGCUGGGACAAGGCUGAUUUUAAGUGAUGACUUUACUGGCGCAAGCAAAAAUGGGAAUAUGAGGAGAAACUCAAAGAUAUAUCAUGGGAAAGAGGAGGAGUAUAUUGAAAACAAAGGGGAUGAUGAAAAGGAGGAAAUUGAAAAAGAGGACACUGAGAAUCAACAAGAAGACCACUCUCAGGUGCAUGACAUAGACAAUAAUGAUGGUAAUGAACAAAUUGAGCAUAAAUUGAACAAACAACCACAGAAGACACUUGUUGACCAGGCAGCUAAUCAUAGCACCACGUCAACUUGUGGCAAUCAGGCAGUUCAAAAUAAUGAAUUAAGCUCUCCCAAAGAAAGUGAAAUUGAUGAUGUGGACACACAUGGGAAGAAGCUGGGUGUAUAUGCCCUAAGUUCUUUACUUUGUGAUGAAAGUAUUGUCACUGAUGAAAUAAAAGCUGUUGUUAAUGACGCUCCAACCAAUGAAAAAGAAAAAAGUGAAAAUGAUCUACUAUAUAAGGAUAUAUAUACAGAAUCUCAUUCAGAAGACAAUACAACCAGUCCUUGUAACAAUCACACUAUUCACAAUCAUAAAGCCAAUGUCCAUAACAUUGAGGAAAAUGUUGAACUAGAUGAUGAUAAAUUAGUAGAAUCACAAACAACUAGUGCUAACCAUAAUGCACAACCAGAGGAAGCUACCAAACUUCAUGAGAUCGAGGUGCCAUAUUCCCCUAAUGACGGUGAUGAUGAUAAUGACGAUGCUGUUAACCAUGAUACAUAUCACAAUGAACAUUCCAAGAAAGAUGCAACCUUUGAUCUGAGUAUAUUUGACUUUGUGGAAGAGACAUCUCAAGAGAGGGACAUUCCUGAGCAGAAUACUUUACAAAAGAGGCUACAGUAUGACAAUGCUAUCAAGAAAUCCAAACACAAUUCAGCAAUUCAAAGUCCUAAAAGUCAAAUCAAUACUGAAGAGUACUCCAAUUACACCAUUGAUAAUUGUGCUGAGACUGAAAAAGAGAAACAAGUGCAAAACAUCAAAGGAAACAUUGUGCAUGAAGGUAGUAAUAAUGAUGAUGACUUUAGUCAAGACUCUGAUGAAGAUGAUGUUCUUAUUAUACACAGGGAUGAUGCUGAACAGUCCUGCAGUACGGAUGAUGCUAAAGCUGAGUCUGUCAAGAAAGUUGAAAACAACAUGGAAUCUCCAAAUAUAACCAAUGAAAUGGAAAUGGGAGAAGAUUCCAGUUUUACAGUGGAUGAGGUUAAACCUAUUAAAGUUGAUGAAAUGAAAAAUGAUACAUUGAAAAAUGAAUCCUCAAAAGCUUCUGAAGGCUUCAAUAUGGGAGCAGAUAGCCAGCCAGAUGGAGCUGUGUGUGACUCAAGCCAGGACUCUGAUGACUGUGGAUUUAUAUAUAGAAAUGAUCCCUUGUCUCAGUCAUCUAGCCAAUCAGAAUACUCUCAAGCUGAGCACAUUAUGAUGAGUCACCCUCAAGGAGAUGCAUCUUGUGGUGGUGAUAAUGUUAAAGUUGUCGAUGAAGGACUUGAUGAAGAAGAUGAUGUCCAAGAUCAUUGCCCAGCACUAUACAGCCCUGAUUCAAUGUCCCAAGAUUGUGAAUUACUGUACCAUCCUGACACUGCUGAACCUGACAGCCAGAUCAGUAAAGAAUCAGAAAAUAUUCUCAAUGAUGAUGCAUCAAGGGAACAUGCUCAAGUUGGGGAUCAAGAAACUGCUCGGGGUACACCUAUGGGGCAUCAUAACCACAUCAAUGGAAAUAUAGAAACUCCUCAACUGUUGCCUGGCAACCUUGCUGGGGGUCAAGAGGAGCAACCAAUAGAGACGCCUGUGAUGAGUUCCAUCCACCCUGAUCUGAUCACCCCACAAAUGCUUGAGGGACUCGUCGAGGCAAAUCUGAAGAAAGUGAACAAGACACCAAAGAAGAGGAAAGCAAAGAGAGCGCCAGCUAAAAAACGAACAAAGAUUGAUGUUGAAAACAUUGGAAAGAAAGAAAAUGAUGCUGAAGCUGGUGAAAAUAAGACUACAGAUAAUGAACAAAUGAAAAGUGAUAGUAAUCCUGUUGUUGAGAAGAAACCCCCAACUGGCAAGAAGAGAACUAGAAACAAUUCUGAAUGUUCCAUUUCUACACCUGGACAUUUCAAAGUGAAACUGACUCCGAAUAAAGGCAGAAAUCUUGCUCCAAGUAGAUAUACAUUGACCCCUAAUAGCCGCAGCCCCAAACCACAGUCUUCAUUAAUACAGAGAGAUUCAGGAAAAACACCACAAAGUGAUUCUAAACAACCCAAAGUUGUUAAUACCAAUCCCAUUUCAAGAUCUAGAUUAUCAUACGAAACAAUCACUAGUACGCCAUCUACCCGCAGUUUGGAGAUCCCAACUCCAGAAUCCCAAUUAUCCCAACAAAUAUCGGGACAAAGUCUUAUGUCUGAUACCGAACACGACCAUAUAAGCCAUGAGCCUAAUAGAGAACUCAGGAGAACAGCAUCGCAACGGAGUGAAUUCUCAGAUGAAUCCCAGCUUGUUACUAACACAGCACCAUAUAAGGACAUGCUGGAUAUUUUUGACGACUCUCAAUCUGAGGAAGACUUUGUGAUGUCACAGAAGGUUGUCUCCCACAGGGCUCUGGAAAAGGCAUUGAAGGGAAUGCAGAGAAUUAUGAACACGUCACAAAGCCCUCUUGACACGGACAUUGAGGAAAGAUGUGAAGACUCGCCUGAUCUUUCAGGAGUUAGUCAGUUGUCAGAUAGCUCCUCAGGAUUUGGCUCCACCAGCCAGCAACAUUACACAACAGGACCCCAUCUGCACAACCCCACUGGGUCCCAACAACACUAUACAACAGGAACCCCACUACAUAAUAUCACUGGACCCCCUCAACCAUCUGAAAACAGAAAAACAUGGCAACAUAACAGAAGAGGCAACCACAGGGGUACACAAUAUCAGGACCAGCUGGGAUAUGGAGAUAAUCACUGUAGAAUGGACCACCAAAGAGUUGAUCCCCAAAUGAAAACUCAAUACAUUGACAGUAAAGCUCAGAAUCGUAGAACAGUUACUACUCAGAGGAAAAUGGGCGACGGUAACAAGAAAUAUAUCACCAGUAACUUAAACAAUAGUAAACACUCUACUGGUCAAACCAAACACAUCGCUGGUCCAGAUAAACAUGCCACCUCCUCAGCUUAUUGUUCUUCUGCUCCAAAGAUAACAAGAUCUGCUCCUGGUUCACACAGAAAUAAAAUCUGCAGGAGUUCUCUUAAAUGUGACUCUACCUUGCCAUCUCCAGUCUACCCUGAUCUUAUCAUACAGGUGAGCAAAGAGACUAAACAGCCAGCAUACAGUGACAAAGAUGACCUGCCCCACAGUGAAGAGUAUUCAUUCCCUGAUAAUGAGUCAGAUGAUGCUAAUAAUGCUGAAACUGCUCAGAUAGACUGCUCCCUCAAUACUCAGAAUGGCCACUCCCUCGAUACUCAGCACUCCCCCAGUUCUCAGAAUGACCACUCCCUCAGUACUCAGUAUGACUCCUUCUUCAGCACUCAGAAUGGCCAACACCUCAAUACUGUUGAGCAAAGAUUAAAGAGAUCACCAGUUGUAGGGAGGAGACAGAGUAGCAUGGGAGAUCUGUGUGACCUUUUUGGAGAUAUUUCCCCACCUGAGUCACAACAAAGGAAGCCAACCCCUAGAAGGGUCACAACGAGCAUGCCUAUUGCCACAACUAGUAACUUUGAGGAAAUGUUUGAACAGAAUGACAUCUUUAUGUGAUACAUGCAGAUUUUUAUUUCCGAUACUAUAUGGUAUGGUUGAAGAGGACACAAAACAAUACAUGCUCACAUGUAAUUUGCUUUCUGCUGCCAUAGAAAGUAACCAUUAGAAACACUUUUGGGUGCACAUAGAUAUAUUGGCCUUAUCCUUAUGAUCCUAAGAUAGUAGAUAGAUACCUGACCUACACCCCUCCAUAAGUUUGGUAACUGGAAAUCUCAGUUGGAUAGCAUUUGAUAGUCUAUUAUAUUUAAUCCUUAAUUUUGUUCCUCAAGGCUCAAGGGCAUUUAUGUUGGUAAUUUGUGAUGAAUUAGCAAAAAAUCAUUGUAUACUACAACACUAGUUUAGAAUUGGGAGUUCCAGUUGCCAGUCUUUUGGAGGAGAGUGUAUAUAUCGUUACAGCAUCUGCAAACAGCUGUAGAUUGUGACAAGGUGUGUCAUAUUACAUUUGCAAGGUAUAUAUC
Owenia fusiformis is the source of this 6724-nucleotide messenger RNA. The record is from the annotation of a GenBank genome assembly. Lineage: Eukaryota; Metazoa; Annelida; Polychaeta; Sabellida; Oweniidae.